Cyprinus carpio (common carp) is the source of this 2012-nucleotide messenger RNA. RefSeq names its product inter-alpha-trypsin inhibitor heavy chain 3a, tandem duplicate 2 (gene itih3a.2). The record is from RefSeq and is a predicted model, not a curated record. NCBI's taxonomy places the organism in Eukaryota, Metazoa, Chordata, Actinopteri, Cypriniformes, Cyprinidae.
ACACACCCCUUUGGCAACCCUUAUAGUGCCUGGACAACACACACAGGCAUUCAUUCAUCCAUCUCUCUCUCUUCAUUUCACUCUCGUUUAAGAACAUUUACACCCAGCGUUGAAGUCAAAUCGAACCAGGCUUCACCAUGUCUGCAGUUAAAGUCAUGCUGUGGAUAUGUGUGUGCAUUUGUGUGAUUCUUACUGCUAAAGCUCAAGACAUUACAACCAUCAGAGAUCAAAACAAUAAUUUAGCAAAGCAGAUAGAAGUGCAAAGUAUGCGAGUGGACUGCAAAGUCGCAUCUCGUUUUGCUCACACUGUCAUGACCACCAAAGCCUUUAACACAGCCAAUGCCACAGAAGUGUUCUUUGAGGUGGACUUACCCAAAACAGCCUUCAUCACCAACUUUAGCAUAGAGAUUGAGGGCAGGAUAUAUGUCAGCGAGGUGAAGGAAAAAGAGAAGGCCAGGCACCAGUAUGAGAGUGCUGUGUCAUCCGGACAAACUGCUGGCCUGGUUAAGGCUUCGGGAAGGAACAUGGAGAAGUUUUCUGUGUCUGUGAACAUCGCACCCCAGAGCCACGUCACAUUCACUCUUACUUACGAAGAGCUUCUGCAACGGCGUCUUGGCAGCUAUGAGAUCAUGAUAGGUGUCCGACCAAAGCAGCUGGUUCAGAAUUUUGAGAUUGUGGUAGACAUCUAUGAACCUAAAGGAAUUGCGUUUGUGGAUGUCAACGGUACAUUCAUCACCAAUGAACUGCUCCCUCUAGUGAAGAAAACUGUCACUGAUAAAAAGGCACAUGUGUACUUCUCUCCAACAUUGGAUCAGCAAAAGACAUGCUCAGACUGUGAAGAAACAUUAAUUGACGGAGAUUUAUUCAUCAGAUAUGAUGUGACCCACCCACAGGAGAUAGGCGAAAUUCAGAUAAUAAAUGGCUACUUUGUACACUUUUUUGCCCCAGAUGAUUUGCCACAAAUGCCUAAAAAUGUGGUAUUGGAUAGAGACCGAAGUGGCUCCAUGGAGGGAGAGAAGAUGAAACAGACUCGAGAAGCUCUGAUGACUAUAUUAAGUGAACUGCAUGAAGAUGAUUACUUUGGGCUGGUCACGUUUGAUGACAUUAUAGAGUUGUGGAGACCAUUUCUUAGCAAAGCUACACCAGAGAAUGUGACAGAAGCGAAAGGAUUUGUCAAGACUAUUAAAGCGAGACACAUGACUGAUAUAAACAAGGGCCUUUUGUCUGCGGUGGACAUGCUUACCUCAGAAAAAAGUCACUCUUUCCCAGACAUGUCCAUGAUCAUUUUACUCACUGAUGGGCGACCCAGUUCUGGCGAGCUAGAUCUAUCCAAAAUCCAAGGGAAAAUGUCCAGAAUGCUAUUAAUUGGAAGCAUGAGUCUCUUUGUUUUGGGCUUUGGAUAUGAUGUGGACUACAGCCUUCUUGACACACUGGCCAAGCAGAACGAUGGACUCGCUCGAAGAGUCUAUGAGGCCUCCGAUGCUGCCCUUCAACUACAGGGUUUUUUUAGAUGAGGUGGCACUACCCCACUUCUCUUAGAGGUGAAUCUCAAUUAUCCUGGCAACGCUGUGACUGACUUGACACAAAGUCACUUUAGACAGUUUUUCAAAGGCUCUGAGAUUGUUGUAGCUGGACGUCUACAAGAACUUGAGACCAACACCUUUCAGACUGAAGUAUCAGCAAAUGGGGUAAGCAAAGCAAUACUAUACUGUAAUUGGGGAGACCAAUUUCUGGUUGAGGGUCUAGUGAUUGCUGAAGAGUGGGACAGUGUGUUUCCUGAUCAGGAGUACAUCUUUGGGGAUUUCACAGAGCGAGUGUGGGCAUACCUGACCAUCCAGCAGCUCUUGGAUGAAAGAGAGAAAUGCUCCGCAGAAGACAAGGAGGACAUCACAGCUCAAGCUCUAGACCUUUCUCUAAAAUAUAACUUUGUCACGCCGCUUACCUCAAUGGUGGUCACCAAACCAGAGACCGAAGAUACAGAUGAAAAACUCAUUGCCGACAAAGUUGACUGA